Messenger RNA from Lotus japonicus, 1944 nucleotides. RefSeq names its product diphosphomevalonate decarboxylase MVD2, peroxisomal. The coding region runs from base 367 to 1629 and encodes 420 amino acids. The transcript has 10 exons. Lineage: Eukaryota; Viridiplantae; Streptophyta; Magnoliopsida; Fabales; Fabaceae. Gene Ontology annotation, molecular function: diphosphomevalonate decarboxylase activity; ATP binding. Gene Ontology annotation, biological process: isopentenyl diphosphate biosynthetic process, mevalonate pathway; isoprenoid biosynthetic process. The record is from RefSeq and is a predicted model, not a curated record. Gene Ontology annotation, cellular component: cytosol.
GCAGAGAAUAUUUCGGGUACCCUUUGAAUUUGGAACCUGAAAAAGAGGUGUUUUAUUAAGCCACAGAUUUAUUUCACUUUCCAUUUCAUGCUACUACUACUACUAUUGUUAUUAAUAGCCUCUUCUUCCUUCUUCUUCUUCUUCUUCUUCUUCUUCAAUCAAUCUCUCCUUUCAAUUCCAUCUCUCAGAUCAGAUCCAAUCCCUCAUUAUUCCCACCACCCAUUUCUUCAAUUUCCCGCUGUUUUUGCCGGCAUUUGAAAUAAUCACCGGGAAAAAAAACUGAUUCAGAUUUCUGCCAAACAGUGAAUAGAAUAGUAGUAACCUGCUCUGUAUUGGGUUGAGUUUGUGGAGGAGCUGCUUGUGGAAAUGGCGGGUGAGUCGCAGAAUUGGGUGUUGAUGGUGACUGCUCAGACACCCACCAACAUUGCUGUCAUCAAGUAUUGGGGUAAGAGAGAUGAAACCCUAAUCUUACCCGUCAAUGAUAGCAUCAGUGUUACUCUUGAUCCAAAUCAUCUCUGCACUACCACCACCGUUGCUGUCAGCCCCACCUUCCACCAAGAUCGGAUGUGGCUCAAUGGCAAGGAGAUUGCUCUUUCUGGGGGCAGGUUCCAGAGCUGUUUAAGGGAGAUCCGUGCUCGUGCUUGUGAUGUUGACGAUAAGAAAAAGGGGGUUAAGAUCACGAAGGAGGAUUGGGGUAAAUUGCACGUGCACAUUGCUUCAUUCAACAACUUCCCUACUGCAGCUGGACUGGCUUCUUCUGCUGCGGGUUUUGCCUGUCUUGUUUAUGCCCUUGGGAAGCUAAUGAAUGUCAAAGAAGAUGAAAGCCAGCUAUCUGCUAUUGCAAGGCAAGGAUCAGGUAGUGCUUGUCGCAGCUUAUAUGGGGGAUUUGUGAAGUGGAUUAUGGGAAAAGAGGAGAAUGGAAGUGAUAGUCUAGCAGUUCAACUAGCUGAUGAAAAGCACUGGGAUGAUCUUGUUAUUGUUAUUGCUGUGGUUAGUUCACGGCAGAAGGAAACUAGUAGCACCUCAGGAAUGCGUGAGAGCGUUGAAACAAGUUUGCUUUUACAGCAUAGAGCAAAGGAAGUAGUGCCAAAGCGGAUACUGCAGAUGGAAGAAGCCAUAAGAAAUCGUGAUUUUGCAUCUUUUUCAAAACUGACCUGUACUGAUAGCAACCAGUUUCAUGCAGUCUGCUUAGAUACAUGUCCCCCUAUAUUUUACAUGAAUGAUACAUCCCAUAGGAUAAUUAGCAUCAUUGAAAAGUGGAACCGCUCGGAAGAAGCUCCCCAGGUAGCUUAUACAUUUGAUGCGGGGCCAAAUGCUGUUCUAAUUGCUCGCAAUAGGCAAGCUGCGGCCCUUUUGAUUCAGAGGCUGCUUUACUACUUCCCUCCAAAUUCAGAUGACCUCAACAGUUAUAUUAUUGGUGACAAGUCAAUUGCAAAAGAUGCUGGGAUCAAUGGAAUUUCUGAUGUAGAAGCUUUGCCACCUCCUCCAGAAAUUAAAGACAAUAUUCCAUCACAAAAAUACAAGGGGGAUGUCAAUUACUUCAUAUGUACCAGACCUGGAAGGGGGCCUGUUUUGCUAUCUGAUGAAAAUCAAGCUCUUCUCAAUGGUGAAAAUGGGCUUCCCAAGUGAGUUUAAGGACAUAUUCCCAUGGUUGGUCAAUUCUUCAUCAGACUCACCCAGUAGGGCUUCAUUAACCUGAAAUAUUGAGUUUUUUACUACAUGACCCUUUCAAGGAAGCAUGUGGUAUCAUUAUUUGUUCAUUCCGAGUUUGCAACUUGUGUUUUUUCAUAUAUCUGUAAUUCUUAUUUCAAAUCUUGGUGAAAAAUAAGUCUCAUUCCUUUCUGUAUUGUUGAGCAAAAACUUGAGUUUGCAAGAUGUCAGCUUUUUAGGUGAACAAUUUCCCUAUUUUUGUUAGUGAUAUGACCACUGUUCUCAUUCACCUCA